AUGUUGUCUACACCCAGCAACACAAGAACCUCUACCUAUCCACCAGGAGGCCCUUUUCCACGUACCCCAAGGCUCAUCUUCAAGCCAUUGAAGCCAUAUGAGUCGGGGUUGUCACUUACGAGAGUAAUUGGGACCACUGUUGCGUCACCAGCGGCAUUUGAUAGUUUGCCAUCAUCUCCUAUAUUCGCAUACACUGCAGGAGCUGCGGCUGUUGUUGUUAGUAUCAAUGACGAUUCAAAUAUAUCCCAGCGCUUCUUUCGUGCCAGACCAGCGGUGGGAAUCAAUUAUAGUCCUGCAACAGGCAGCACGCCAGUAACUCCCGCGAGUGGUGUAGGUGAUGGGCGAGGUCGGGGGUUAGGCUAUUUCAAGGACUCUGGUGUGCCAAUCAAUCCUUCUACUCCUGAUAAUUUCGAUUCACCAAAGUCAUUGAGGACUGCAGGAAGGACAAGAGAUAGUAUCAAAGCUGCUACUUGCAUUUCUCUUAGUCGAGAUGGAAAGCUUUUGGCAGUAGGGGAGGCAAGAACCCCCUCAAUUUCAAUCAAUUGCGCCAACUAACUGUGAUAUAGACUGGCUAUGCGCCGAGGGUUCUCAUUUUCUCGCUCCAGGACGGUUCUUCCGAUAUACCCUUAACUGCUAUAGGUGGACACGAUUAUGGCGUUCGAGCUGUGGCCUUCAGCCCUGAUCAAAAGUACCUCGCGAGUUUGGGGGAUCAGCAGGAUGGAUAUCUAUACGUCUACUCCAUCAACCCAAGAACUGGCACUACAAAACUACACUCAAGCGGUAGAUGCACGACUCUCGUCCAACAAAUGAUAUGGCUUGGAAAUGCAUUGGUUACCAUUGGGACAAGACAUAUCAAAGUUUGGCGGGUUGAGGAACCUCGAAGUACUUCACCUAAAAAGCCAAAAUUCGCAUUGGAUGGAACCCCCCAACCACAACCCACACCAGUUCCCGGAGCCGUAAAGACGUUGCCUGGGCGAAACGUUAUCCUCGGUGAGCUUUCAGAAGGCAGAUUCAGUUGUAUAGCAGCCAUCUCUGACUGCAAGGCAAUCGUAUGCUCUGAUAAAGGCGAUGUUUGCCUUCUAGAAGAUUGCGAGGAUCGAAAAUUGAUGAAGGUCACAAGCACAGGUUUUCCAGUCACUUGUGUUGCUGUGGAUAGCGAAGAACGUCUUGUACGAAUUGGCGGGCUUGGAGGAAGAACCAAAGUCUUGAGCUUAGAUCAAAUGCUGACCCCCAAUACUCCCCCCGAAUCCCCGGACUCAUUGGAAACGGAUUGUCUCAAAACCUGCGAAACUCAUCAUUUUAGCGCUAUGGGUUAUGCAGCACGAAGUCUCAUAACCAUCAACUCCAGGAACUUGAUAGAAAUCACUCCUCCAUCAAAUGACCUGGCUGAAUCGCAAGUACAAAGCACGCCGUUUCCUGCUCACGGUGCUUCAGUUAAUGGUGUCAGACUGUUAUCACAGCCAAACGCUAUGGAUGCAGUAUUCAUCACCUGGUCUGCUGAUGGAACAAUUCUUUUCUGGGAUUUGGAUGGAGACUGCAAGAAGACUGUUAAAUUGGAACUCGAGGACGAAGAAAACCAAUGCCUCGUGGUGCGACCGACAAAAGGAGGCCAACAUCUUGUCACAGGAGACAAAAAUGGUUUUAUUCGUGUCAUUGAUACACCAACAAAUGCUUGUAUUUCAAAUAGCAGGGCACAUCAGUCUGAUAUUCAGGACAUUACUCUCUACGAAAGCGAUGAUGAAACGUUGAUGGCUUCCUGUGGACGGGAUAUGACAGUUCAGUUAUUCCGAUUUGUAGAUGAUCAGUGGUCCCACGUGCAGACCUUGAACGAGCAUACAGCGACUGUGACUGGAGUAUUGUUUGCCGAAGACGGGACUCGGUUAAUUUCUUGCUCGUCUAAUAGAGACAUUCAAGUCCGACAGAUUGUUAGGGCAGGCGAUGAAGGAGUCAAGAUAGCCGCAAUAACUCAAAGGGUGAUCUCGCUCAAAGCAGCCCCAAUCUCGAUGUCAGUACUUUCAGGGGAGCAAUCAGGGAACUUGAUCGUGUCCAUGACUGAUCGUACCAUUGGAACUUUUGAACUUACCAGCGGUCGUCUUGUGAGCUCUUUUGGGGCAGCUCAGGAUGGUGAUAAUAAGGACACUGUUAGUAUGGCUGCUCUCUUUAUGGGUAUGCCCUCUGCCGGAAAGCCCACGAUCCUUGCUGGAGUAUCUUCAACGGACAAAUCUGUCAGGAUUUAUGAUGGAGUUUCUGGUGCAUUCUUGGACAGAGAUUAUGGUCACUCUGCUGCCGUCAAAGAUGUGGCCCUUCUGGAAACAUCCGACUCCGACAACAAAACACUGAUCAGUACUGGAUCUGAUGGCUGCAUCAUGAUUUGGAAUCUCUCAUCUAGGCCACCUUGGUCCGACACUACAAAUGUCAUUGAUGGCGAACCACAGUUCAAAGAUUCUCCUUCCGCCAAAGCGCAACCACUGAGGAAAGUUCUAUCAAAAGCUGAACUAAUGGAAUUUCAACGUCAAUCUCCAACACCACCGCCGCCUACGGGGAGUCGCUCGCCUCCAAGAGUCAUACGACGGAAAGUCUCGAGAUAUGGUCUGUCCUCACAGCAAUCUCCCAGUACUCUAGUGCCACCCGUAUCUAUAGUGAACUCGAAGCAUUUCAUUUCAUCGUCUGAUGACGCAGCUGUCCGUCGUAACCAUGGUCGAAAUCGGUCUAGAAGCCCUCGAAGUAAUAGAACGAAGGAGAUGAGACGACCAUCGUUAGCGUCACUACAAGACUCGACGAAGAAGAGCACAGGAAAUUUCAGUGAGUUCGGAUCGCUCGGUAAUUCGACCGAAUCCCUUUGUCGUACCCUGCAAAGUUUUCGCAAGAAAUUAAAGUCGGGCGAACCAGUCAAGGAAGAAUCACUCCGGGAACUUGAUUACGAGCUGAGGGUGACGAUGAUGGCUUUAGGAGAGAGGACCACGAAAACAAAGAGCAUUAACGAGGCGGCUUUGACGAACUUGCUUGACCAGUACUCGGAGAAGUUGGUGGAGAUGUUUGACGAAAAAUUACGGCUGAAUAGAUUGGAAUCGAAUGACGAGGUUUUAUUACCAGAGACACCACGGCCGAAAACUGCGGGGAGUUCAACGGUUUCUACGCCGGUAUAA
This is a messenger RNA of Hymenoscyphus albidus, 3146 nucleotides long. NCBI's taxonomy places the organism in Eukaryota, Fungi, Ascomycota, Leotiomycetes, Helotiales, Helotiaceae. The record is from the annotation of a GenBank genome assembly.